This is a messenger RNA of Letharia columbiana, 1086 nucleotides long. RefSeq lists its product as uncharacterized. The transcript is spliced from 2 exons. The record is from RefSeq and is a predicted model, not a curated record. NCBI's taxonomy places the organism in Eukaryota, Fungi, Ascomycota, Lecanoromycetes, Lecanorales, Parmeliaceae. Bases 1 to 1086 code for a protein of 361 amino acids.
AUGCCACCAGCCCUGCCAACCCCCGAAGAAGACGCCUACAACUCCGCCUCCGACUCCGACUUCGAUGCCUCACUCUCCCCAUCCUCAGGCGACGAAAGCGAGGCUAGCGAUGCAUUUACGACUACAGCUCAGAAAGACAAAAAACGGAAAACAGAUGCGGAUGGAGACGUGGACAUGGCGAGUGGGGAUGAGGGGAUUGUGGCACAGGAGCGCAAGAAGAGGCGGCGGAAGGGAAAAGGGAACGGUAAAGAGAAAGCUGAGGAUGGCCAUGAGGAUGUAUUGGAUGAGGACGAGGAUGAGAACGGACAGAGGGGAGUGGGUAUUAGGGUCAGACUGAGGAGUGGGAGGGGAGGAGGUGAUGAAACCAAGAAACCCGUCUCCAAAUCCUCAGGCGCAACCAUCGACCUCGACUCCGUCUGGGCACGCCUGAACAAUCCUCAAGCCUCUCGACCACUGACCGAUGAUCAGAAGCCUCCAGACGUCAACGCCAACGCAGAGAACAUUCCACCAUCCUCAGAUACCCUCUCGAAAGACACACUCCCCCCAUCUCUCCAAGUCUCAAGUCCCGAGCCCACAAUCACCAUACCGCACACCUACACAUUCGCCGGCCAAACCCACACUUCGACCAAAAUCGUCCCCGCCGCGUCCAAAGAGGCCCAAGCGUAUCUAGCUUCCAAAGAUAAACUCUCCAUCGCGAUCGCCGGUCCAGCUCUACGCCGUCCUCUAGCACGAAAGGGGCUGCUGGAUCCCAAUCCGCAGGGCCUGAUCAAGGGCGUUACCCGUCCUCUCCGCUCGGACCUGCCCACCAGCAUCGGCGGACAAGGCACGAAGCAUCUGAACACCGCUACGAAGGCUAAAGUGUGGGAGCUCGGGAAGAAGAAAGAGGUGAAGCUGAACACGGUCGAGAAGUCAAAGUUGGAUUGGGAGGCAGAGGUUGAGAGGCAAGGGCUACGGGAGGAGUUGGAGAAGGCGGAGAAGAGUGGGGGAAGCUAUUUGGGUAGGAUGGAGUUUCUGGGGAGGGGGGAUCAACUGAGGGAGGAGGAGGCGAAGAAGGCCAGGUUGAAGGAGAUGGGGAUCGCUGGGUGA